AUGGCUCGCCCAGACAAGCGCACAGCACCUGCUGCUGCCGCGACCACCGUCAAGAAGGCGCGCACCGCCCGCGCAGAACCGCCGCGCCAGUCGGCGCCCGUUGCCCAGCUCAUCACCGGCGACGACGACGACAGCGACAGCGACCUCGGCAGCUUCGAGGACCUCGAGGGCGCCACGCACAGCUCUCAAGACGGCCAAGGCGACGAGAUCAGCGAGGACGAGUUCGCCGCAGGGCUCGCCGGGCUCGGUGAGCCUUCGGACGACGACGACGACGACGACGAGGGCGACGCGGCGCAGCUCGGUGGGAGCGACGACGGCGACGGCGAGCAGCUCAUCGGCGACGACGGCGAGGACCUGUACGCCAACCUCGACGCGUCGAUGGACGACGAGGAGGACUCGGGCGACGCGGACGAGGACGAGGCGGUGUCCGAGGGUGCAGGCGCGGCGGCAGCAGACGACGACGACGGUUGGGAGACGGUCGGCACGGCGCCCACCAAGCCGCUCAUCGCGCCCGCCGCCGAGCUCGAGCAGCGCCGCCGCGCCAAGAAGCCCAAAGCGCUCUCGGGCGCCGAGCUGCGCGCUCUCGCCUUCGCCGAGCUCACCGCCUCGCCCAUCUCGAACGUCCUCGCGACGCACGUCGCCUCCGUCCUCGAUCCCGUCACGCCGCCGGCGCCCGCGUCCUCCCCUCUUCAACCUGUCCUCAAGGCGCUCCACGCCCACCUCACGAGCCUGCCUAGCGGCAGGCCCGUCAGCCUCGACGCGCUGCGCAAGAAGGGCCGCGUCGUGCCGGACGUCGAGGGGAGCCGGGGCAAGUGGGCCCAGAUGGACCUGCCGUUCGAGAAGCCGCGCGCUGAGGACGUGCGCGUCGUCGGGCGGUGGGCGUGGGGCGGAGGGUUCAAGCAGCUCAAGGGCGAGUACGUCGUCGAGCUCGCCAUCGCCAUGCCUCCUUCCCUCCUCCAGCCCAAGGACUACCUCUUCCCGCGCUUCUCGGUCAAGGCCCUGCACUACCUCGUCUCGCUCGCCGUCCACCUCCCCGCAUCACUCGGCCCCGUCGGCCUCGGCAAGGCCAAGGGUGCCGUCCUGCGCCUGCGCGUCGUCGCCCCCGCCGGCGCCUUUGCGGCCGCCAAGCUCGCGCCGUUGGCCAACGUCGUCCGGCCGCCGUCGCUCGCCGCCGCCGCCGAUGGCGAGAACCCGCAGCUCGACCCGUCGACCCUCCCCGCCACUCCCCUACACUCUUCGGCGCUCCACCUUUCUUCCCUCCCUCUCCUGACGACCCACCUCAAGUACCACCACAGCCUGUCGACGUCGCACGCCGCCUACGCCUCGUCGUCGCGCCUGCUCCAGGCGUGGGCGGCCAAGCGCGGAUACGGCGCCUCGCUCGGCCUCACCGACGAGUGGUGGGCGUGGUGCGUCGCGAGGAGCCUCAACGCGGGCGGCAGAGCCGGCGCGGGCGACAGCGCGAGCUUGGCGGCGGGCGGCGAGGCGUGGGCCGGCUGGAGGAGGGCCGUCGAGUGGCUCGCAGGCGCCAACUGGACCGAGGGCAUCUGGUUUAAGUCGACGAGCGACGAGGGCUACGCCAAGGACGAGUUCAAGCGCGCGUUCGCGGGCAGGCCGCUCUUCGUCGACCCGACCGGGACCGUCAACCUCGCGGCGGGCAUCGACUCGUCGACGCUCGACAUGCUCAAGCAGGACGCUCGCGAGACGAUCUCGCUCCUCCUGAGCGGCAUCGACGACGACCGCAAGUUUGACUCGGCGUUCAUGCGCGACAUCCGCCCCGUCGAGCGCUUCGACAACUUUGCCAGGGUCACCCUCCCGUACUCGCCCAAGGUCGACCCGGACGCCUCUCUCGACUACGCCGACUCGUUCGCCUACCUGUCGGCCGCCCUGUGCGCCACCCUCCGCCGCGCCCUCGGCAAGCGCGUCCACGCCUUCAUCCUCUCUUCUCCGCCUCGACCCUCCUUCCCCUUUGACGCACCCUCGCCCAAGCCUCCAACGAGCGUCACCGUCACCCUCGGCUUCCUCCUCGACCCCGUCGAGUCGCUCCGCCUCGUCGACCAGGGCCCGUCGGCCGAGGACGAGGAGGCGUGCGCCGACUUCCGGGCCUUUUGGGGCAGCAGGUCGGAACUGCGCCGGUUCCAGGACGGCGCCAUCGUCGAGGCCGUCGUGUGGAACGAGUCGAGCGCGGGCGGCCUCGGGCCUCGGCGCAGCACGAUCGUCCGCCGCGUCGUCGAGUACAUCCUCGGCGAGCGGCACGGCGUCCCGCUCGCCAACGUCGACUUCUUCGCCGGGUCGAUGGACCACCUCAUCGUCGAGCCCGAGGCGGUGCGACGGUCGCUGUACCUCGAGGACUCGGUCGCGUCGGGCAAAGGGUUCGCCAACGCCGUCACGGCGUUCGACGAGCUCGCCAAGGAGAUCAAGGAGCUCAAGGACGUCCCGCUCGAGGUCUCGGCCGUGCAGCCCUGUACGCCUGGGCUGCGCUACUCGAGCGUCUUCACGCCGUCGCCGAGGCGCCUCAAGGACUUUGAGCGCCUUCCCGCGGCGCUCCGGUUCAUCGAGCCGCUCGAGUUCCACCUCGCGCUCGAGGGCUCGGGCAGCUGGCCCGACGACCUCGAGGCCGUCCAGAAGAUCAAGUCGGCGUUCCUCGCCAAGAUGGGCGAGGGCCUCGAGGCGCGGCGGUCGGUCCUCAAGGCCGAGGUCGUCGUCGACGUCGAGGCGCGCCUUAUCGACGACAACGUGUCGCUCGAGAUCCUCACGGCGUCGGGCUGGGCGUUCCGGGCGCGCAUCUUCUACGACCGGUCGCAGAUCCUGCUCGAGGAGCGCGAGGAGCAGCUCGGCGACGCCGCCGCCGCGUCGACGUCGACGCACCUGUCGCCGCUCGAUUCGUACCUGCAGCGGUUCGUCCACGCGCCGAGGCACCACGGCGCCAUGUGCGCGCUCCAGAACCAGUUCCCCUCGUUCUCGCCGACGGUGCGCCUCUUCAAGCGGUGGGCGUCGGCGCACAUGCUGUCGGGCCACUUUGACCACGAGCAGCUCGAGCUCGUCGUCGCGAGCGUCUUCCUCGACGCGUCCUCGCCGUUCGACCCGCCGCAGAGCGGCGCGACCGGGUUCGCGCGCGUCAUGGACCGCCUCGCGACGUGGAAGUGGCGCGACGAGCCCCUCCUCGUCCCCGUCUACUCGUUCAACCAGGCCGCCACCUCGGCACGCCGUGCCGUCCUGCCCGUCGCCGACCGACAGGAGGCGGUCGAGAGCUUCCAGGCGCUGCGGCUCGCCAAGCCCAAUGUCGACGAGCACGCGUGGGUCAUCGCGACCGAGGCCGACCUCGCCGGGACCGUGUGGGGCAGGCGAGCGGGCAAGGUCGUCGCUGCGCGCAUUCGCGGGCUCGCCAAGGCGACGCUUGCGACGCUUCAAGCUGGCGUCGCCUCGGGGUCCCUCGUCGUCGAGCAACUCUUCUCGCCACCUCUCGGCGACUACGCCUUCCUCAUCCACCUCAACUCGGCCCUCAUUCCCCGGCACUUCCAGUCGUUGACGCCCGAGCCGGCCGCCCUGUCGACUCGCCGCAACGGCCACUCGUCGAUCAUUUCUGGGUCGCUCAUGGGCGAGUCGAACGGCGACGACGACGGCGACAUCUGCAUCGGCUUCGACCCUGUGGCCGACUUUGUCAAGCAGCUCGAGCUCCUGUACCCGUCGACGUUUGUCCUCUUCCACUCGGAGCACGGCUCGCCCGUCAUCGGCGGCAUCUGGCACCCCUCGGUCGAGGCGUCCCGGGCGUUCAAGGUCGGGCUCGGCUUCCCUGCGCGCCCUGUCGUCGACGACGCCGAGGCCAAGGACGGCAAGGCCAAGGUCGUGCUCGACAAGCGCGCCGUCUUCCGCGACAUCGAGCGGGUCGGCAAGGGCUUUGUCGUCAAGGUCGAGGAGGUCAAGCGGUGAGAGGGCGAAUGAAAGGGGUCCUUGUCCUAGCAUCGCUGCAUUUGCAAACUGUUGUUCCUGCG
Molecule: messenger RNA, 3989 nt
Organism: Rhodotorula graminis WP1
Lineage: Eukaryota; Fungi; Basidiomycota; Microbotryomycetes; Sporidiobolales; Sporidiobolaceae
Exons: 8
Coding region: 1-3927 (1308 amino acids)
Biological process (GO): rRNA processing; tRNA export from nucleus
Cellular component (GO): UTP-C complex; CURI complex; small-subunit processome
Source: RefSeq, a predicted model, not a curated record